Messenger RNA from Pungitius pungitius (ninespine stickleback), 2836 nucleotides. RefSeq names its product acyl-CoA synthetase long chain family member 1a (gene acsl1a). The coding region runs from base 154 to 2247 and encodes 697 amino acids. Gene Ontology annotation, biological process: long-chain fatty acid metabolic process. The transcript is spliced from 21 exons. The record is from RefSeq and is a predicted model, not a curated record. Gene Ontology annotation, cellular component: membrane; endoplasmic reticulum. NCBI's taxonomy places the organism in Eukaryota, Metazoa, Chordata, Actinopteri, Perciformes, Gasterosteidae. Gene Ontology annotation, molecular function: long-chain fatty acid-CoA ligase activity.
UUAGAGGUCAGUGGCGGUCCUUCUUAUAGCAACUGCUGCAGCAGAAGGCCGGUCAGAUAGCUGCAGCGCUCUGCCCUUGGACACUGUCUAUACCGAUCUUCAUUCACGCGCACACACACACACACACUGUGGGACUGGUCGUUCUGAACAGUCAUGCAGGCUCCGGAAGUCCUGAGACAGCUGUGGUUUUCCGAGCUGGAGGAUGUUCGGCAUUAUGUGCGCGGCUUGCCCACCAAUGCACUCAUAGGGAUGGGGGCCUUCGCCGCCAUCACCACCUACUGGUACGCCACGCGGCCAAAGGCCCUCAAACCACUGUGUGACCUCAGCCAGCAGUCAGUGGAGAUGCCAGGUGGAGAACGUGCAAGAAGGUCUGUACUGAACGACAGCGAUGAGCACAUGACUCACUACUACAGCGACGCACGCACAAUCUACGAGGUGUUCCAGCGAGGGCUCAGAGUAUCACAUGACGGGCCAUGUCUGGGAGCAAGAAAACCCAACCAGCCAUAUGAGUGGCUGUCUUACAGCGAGGUGGUAGACAGAGCUGAGCACGUCGGCUCCGCUCUCCUUCACAGAGGACACUCUCACACAGGGGACAAGUUUAUUGGCAUCUAUUCCCAGAACAGGCCCGAGUGGACCAUUUCCGAGCUGGCCUGUUACACUUACUCCCUGGUCGCUGUUCCUUUGUACGACACACUCGGCACCGAAGCUAUCGGCUACAUUAUCGACCGAGCUGCCAUCUCGACGGUGAUCUGCGACGUACCCGAAAAGGCUCAGAUGAUUUUGGACUGUGUGAGCGAGAACGGGAGAACAGUUAAGACGAUUGUGCUCAUGGAGCCGUUUGACAGCGAGCUGGUGGCACGCGGACAAGAGUGUGGCAUCGAUAUCCUGAGCUUAAAAAACUUUGAGGCCUUGGGUAAAGCUAAUCUCCGGGAACCAGUGCCCCCUACACCAGAGGACCUUGCUCUUAUCUGCUUUACAUCCGGUACCACGGGGAACCCAAAAGGUGGAAUGCUUACUCAUGGAAAUGUGAUUUCCAACACUGCAGGUUUCAUUAGAAUGACGGAGGUACACUGCAUGCUGAGCGUCCAUGACAUUCAUGUAUCCUACCUCCCUCUAGCGCACAUGUUUGAAAGAGUUGUUCAGGGGGUUGUCCUCAUCCACGGCGCUCGGAUCGGCUAUUUCCAAGGCGACAUUCGACUUCUGAUGGAUGAUUUGAAAACUCUGCAGCCAACGGUUUUCCCCGUAGUCCCACGUCUCCUCAACCGCAUGUUUGAUAAGGUAUUUAGUCAGGCCAACACACCGCUCAAGAAAUGGCUCCUUGAUUUUGCCUUCAGAAGGAAGGAGGCGGAGCUUAAAAGUGGUGUAGUCAGAACAGACAGCAUCUGGGACAAACUCAUCUUCAAGAAAGUGCAGGCGAGCCUCGGCGGUCGCGUCAGACUCAUCAUCACCGGGGCAGCACCGGUGUCUCCGACCAUCCUGACGUUUCUUCGAGCUGCGCUGGGUUGCCAGUUUUAUGAAGGCUAUGGCCAGACCGAAUGCACCGCUGGGUGCUCCAUGUCGAUGCCCGGGGACUGGUCAGCAGGUCACGUUGGGGCUCCUCUGCCCUGCAAUGCCAUCAAACUUUUGGAUGUGCCAGAAAUGAACUACUUGGCAGCCAAUGGAGAAGGAGAGGUGUGUGUGAAAGGACCAAAUGUUUUCCAGGGAUACCUUAAAGAUCCUGAGAAAACUGCAGAGGCGAUCGACAAGGAUGGGUGGCUGCACACAGGAGACAUUGGAAAAUGGCUUCCUAGCGGCACUCUGAAGAUCAUUGAUAGGAAGAAACACAUUUUCAAGCUGGCACAAGGAGAAUACAUCGCCCCUGAGAAGAUAGAGACCGCCUACAGUCUCAGUGACCCAGUGGCCCAGAUAUUUGUCUACGGCGAAAGCUUACAGGCUUGUCUGGUGGGGAUAGUGGUACCUGAUCCAGACAUCUUGCCUAUCUGGAUGAAGAAAAAAGGGAUCGAGGGCUCCUUCUCUGAACUGUGCAAAAACAAGGAUGUGAAGAAUGCCAUUCUGGAGGACAUACUGAGGCUGGGCAAAAAUGCAGGACUUAAGUCCUUUGAGCAGGUUCGAGACAUCGCGUUGCAUCCGGAGCAGUUUUCUAUCCAGAACGGCCUGUUGACGCCGACCCUGAAGGCCAAGAGGAACGAGCUUCGAAGCCUCUUUAGGGAUCAAAUUGAUGAACUCUAUGCCAAAAUUAAGAUGUAAACUGGGAUUGAGGACUAUAUGCCAGAAAGGUAACAAUCAUUUAGAGCACAUAAACAGGACCCCGUAGUUGUCAGUGACAAUCCAUAAUGAAAUAAGGAAUCUCAUUUUGAAGAAUGUAUUUUCACCACUUCUUCUAAUAGCUGUACCACUGAAUUCCCCCCCUCGUCACAGGGUUGACACAAAGGGGAAAUCUGUUGCUCAUGCCAUAAAUUGCCAUUAUGUCAGACUAAUUCAUGGUGGGGAAUGUGAAAACAUUUCUGCCAGUUUUUUUAUUCUUGGGAGCCGCAGAAAAAAUCCCGCUAUAAAUGCUUUUACAAGAGUGUAUUCACUAUUUAUCCACCAGUCUGUUUGAUGUGUCGGUCUAUUUAAGUUGGUAUUUAAUAUAAUCACCAAACGUGUAAAUAGUGUAUCUGAAAAAUAAGAAAGGUCUAUUUGUUUGCAGAAUAUUGUGCCUGAUCUGAGUCUGUUGUUGUAAUUCUCUGCAUUCCCAUUAAGGACUGAUGCACCUCUGUUACUGCACAAUUGAGUUAAUGGCCUAUUGGGAAUCGUACUGCUUGACGUGCCUUUAAAAAAAAAAAAAAAUCUUUAA